Ipomoea nil (Japanese morning glory) is the source of this 2186-nucleotide messenger RNA. Its product is annotated as ATP-citrate synthase beta chain protein 2-like. Gene Ontology annotation, cellular component: cytosol. Gene Ontology annotation, molecular function: ATP citrate synthase activity. The transcript is spliced from 17 exons. The record is from RefSeq and is a predicted model, not a curated record. The coding region runs from base 186 to 2021 and encodes 611 amino acids. Gene Ontology annotation, biological process: acetyl-CoA biosynthetic process; fatty acid biosynthetic process; tricarboxylic acid cycle. Lineage: Eukaryota; Viridiplantae; Streptophyta; Magnoliopsida; Solanales; Convolvulaceae.
UCUCACUGCAACAUAUUUUACUUUACUACUAGCUCUGCAUCUGCGUCUCUGUAUAUAUACAUGCUGCUCCUCCCCUAUUGAAUAUUGAGGCUAUUGUAUAUCAAUCAUUCUUCUCCCUCUUUCCACUCACAUUGUCUGCGCUUAAGAGGCGAUUCGUUUCAUUUCAAAGCUCAGCUGUGGAUUGAAUGGGCACCAUGGCAACUGGACAACUUUUCUCCAAGACUACUCAAGCCUUGUUCUACAACUACAAACAACUUCCCAUCCAACGGAUGCUUGAUUUUGAUUUCCUUUGUGGGAGGGAAACUCCUUCCGUUGCUGGAAUUAUAAAUCCUGGUUCGGAAGGAUUCCAGAAACUCUUCUUCGGUCAGGAGGAGAUUGCAAUUCCUGUCCAUCCAGGCAUCGAAGCUGCUUGUGCCGCUCAUCCUACAGCUGAUGUUUUAAUUAACUUUGCAUCAUUUAGAAGUGCUGCUGCUUCCUCCAUGGCUGCUCUCAAGCAGCCAACCAUUAGAGUAGUGGCUAUCAUAGCUGAAGGUGUUCCUGAGUCAGACACCAAGCAGUUGAUUGCUUAUGCAAAAGCAAACAACAAGGUAGUUAUUGGUCCAGCUACGGUUGGAGGAAUUCAGGCUGGAGCUUUUAAAAUUGGUGACACUGCUGGGACCAUUGAUAACAUUAUUCAUUGCAAGCUUUACAGACCAGGAUCUGUUGGCUUUGUUUCCAAAUCUGGUGGUAUGUCUAAUGAAUUGUACAAUACCAUUGCCCGAGUGACGGAUGGAAUUUACGAAGGUAUUGCAAUUGGAGGGGAUGUAUUCCCUGGCUCUACACUGUCUGACCAUGUUCUGCGCUUUAACAACAUUCCACAGGUCAAAAUGAUAGUUGUUCUUGGGGAACUUGGUGGACGGGAUGAAUACUCCUUAGUUGAAGCCCUCCAACAGGGAAAAAUUAACAAGCCAGUGGUUGCUUGGGUCAGUGGAACUUGUGCAAGGCUUUUCAAGUCAGAAGUACAAUUUGGACAUGCGGGAGCAAAGAGUGGUGGUGAGAUGGAGUCUGCACAAGCAAAGAAUCAAGCACUUAGGGAUGCAGGAGCUGUAGUUCCAACCUCAUAUGAAGCUUUUGAAGGAGCCAUCAAAGAAACAUUUGAGAAGUUGGUUGAAGCAGGCAAGAUUACUCCUGUAAAGGAAGUGGUACCUCCACAAAUUCCAGAGGAUCUUAAUACAGCAAUUAAGAGUGGGAAAGUUCGUGCGCCAACUCAUAUUAUUACUACCAUCUGUGAUGAAAGAGGUGAAGAGCCCUGCUAUGCUGGUGUCCCCAUUUUCUCUCUCAUUGAACAGGGAUUAGGUGUGGGUGAUGUCAUUUCUCUAUUGUGGUUCAAACGGAGCCUUCCUCGUUACUGCUCUCGUUUUAUUGAGAUUUGCAUAAUGUUGUGUGCUGACCACGGUCCUUGUGUUUCUGGUGCCCACAACACCAUAGUAACUUCUCGGGCAGGAAAAGAUCUAGUGUCCUGCCUUGUUUCAGGAUUACUGACAAUUGGUCCCCGAUUUGGUGGGGCUAUUGACGAUGCUGCUCGAUACUUCAAGGAUGCGUAUGACAGGGUCCUUACACCUUAUGAAUUCGUGGAAGGUAUGAAGAAGAAGGGCAUUCGAGUGCCAGGAAUUGGUCACAGGAUCAAGAGGGGCGACAACAGAGAUAAGAGAGUGGAACUACUGCAACGUUAUGCCCGUGAAAAUUUCCCUAGUGUAAAAUACAUGGAAUAUGCAGUGGAGGUUGAGACAUACACCCUCUCAAAGGCUAACAACCUAGUCCUUAACGUGGAUGGUGCCAUUGGUUCCCUGUUCUUGGAUCUCCUGGCUGGCAGUGGAAUGUUCAAAAAGGCAGAAAUCGAUGAAAUCGUGGAGAUUGGUUACCUUAACGGCCUCUUUGUCUUGGCCCGAUCCAUUGGUCUCAUUGGGCACACGUUUGACCAGAAGAGAUUAAAGCAGCCGCUGUACCGCCACCCGUGGGAAGAUGUUCUAUACACCAAGUGAGUGCAAACAAGCAUUUUCAAUCGGAAUAUUUUGGGUUAUCCAUUACCAUCUCAUCCCAUGUGUUUCUAUUUGUACCAAGUACUUGAUUAUUCCUUCCUAUUGUAAUUUCUGCACAAAGAGAAUGGCGUGUGGAUUAUACUAAAUGAAAGAUUCAUGAUUGUUAUA